UCUCUCUGAGAAGGCUGGGUUGAGCCUACAAAACACCUGAGGGAAAACACGAAAGUGCAGUUGGUUUUCGGGAGCAGGGCAGGACGAUUGAACCAUCAUUCCCACCUGAAGAGCUCUGAGAAGGGACCCUGCGUCAUCGUUUUACAGGUGUGUCGCAAGAAGACGAGAUCCGAAGGAGCCAAAGGCGUUUAACCGAUCUGCUGAUAAAGCACGAGCACUGAACCCGUUACAGCAGUGAGAGGGCAGACGCCGAAGGAGAAGAUAAGAGUUGGGCUGCCAGCACUGAUCAGGACUCUCAUAGGAGGCAGGAGUUUGUAAGGUGCUUUUGUGUAGUCAAACGUGAAGCUGACGUCAGUGAAAAUGCUGGAGAUGGUGAAAGACCGAGUACUGGAGGUCUAUGAAAGCCUCUUAGCAGGAAGAGAAGAAAGAAACUCAUACAAGUAUGGAACAACUUGAGGACCCAAGGUUGAAGGAUUACCUCCUAAUGGAGAGUCCUGUCAGUAUGUCUGCUAUUCUGCUUGCUUAUCUUUUCUUUGUACUGUACGCCGGCCCUAAGUUUAUGGCCAACCGCAAACCCUACCAGUUGAAAGAAGCUAUGAUCGUUUACAACCUGUCCUUGGUUGUCCUCUCUGCAUAUAUCGUAUAUGAGUUCUUGAUGUCGGGGUGGGCAACGGGAUACACGUGGAGGUGUGACCCAUGUGAUUAUUCAAACAGCCCUCAAGGACUCAGAAUGGCAAGAGUCGCCUGGUUAUUUCUGUUUUCAAAGUUCAUUGAGCUUAUGGACACGGUGUUUUUUGUGCUGCGUAAGAAACACAGUCAGAUCACCUUCCUGCACAUCUUCCACCAUUCCUUCAUGCCCUGGACGUGGUGGUGGGGUGUGAGCUAUGCGCCAGGUGGAAUGGGCUCCUUCCAUGCCAUGAUCAAUUCUUGUGUCCAUGUAAUCAUGUACUCCUACUAUGGCCUUUCUGCUGCCGGACCUCGCUUCCAGAAGUUCCUCUGGUGGAAAAAAUACAUGACUGCAAUUCAGCUGAUUCAGUUUGUGUUGGUGUCUCUUCAUGUAACCCAGUGGUACUUCAUGAAGAGCUGCGACUACCAGGUGCCUCUGUUCAUUCACCUCAUCUGGAUGUACGGAACCUUCUUCUUCGUGCUGUUCUCUAACUUCUGGUACCAGGCGUACGUGAAGGGCAAGAGGCUGCCGAAGAACACCCAACACCUCGCCCAGAACGGCAAGGCUAAUGGAUCAACCACAGUGGCCAACGGCUCGUCGGUAGUUUCAAACGGCCACGGCGUGCAUGAAAACGGCCAGAGCAACGGGAAGAAACACCACGAGAAUGGAAGCACUCUCAACGGAAAGAUGAAGAAAGCCUGAGAGCUCAGGAGAAGAAGACCCAAAACGGAUGACCAGGAGAACCUGCACUAUGGCACUAUGGAGUCCAAAGAGUGUUUUGGGACUUUUCAUUUUCAAAUCUUGAGUUCUUUUUAAUGUGUACAUUAAAUAAGUACAUGGGGAUAUGAAUGCUUUUGACCCCGUUUGUAUAUUUUUUUUUUUUGUCGUAAAUUAAUCUAAAGAAUAAUUAUUGAGCAAAAUGUAUGAAGAGAAGAGGAAGAGUACUGACUGGAUGCAUCCUCCGCUGAUGUUGCUCAUGACGUUCAUUUAAACCGAACGAAUUCACGGAUGGGCAGAAACGCGCGCGCACACACACACACACACACACACAUCUGUGUGUCUUUCAUACUCCCCCAAUAGCAGACACUGUACAGUCAACAUCAGUAAAUUUGAAUUACACCUGUAAAUAGUUUUACCAUAUAAACUAACGGGAUUGAUACGGUAAAAGAUAUUGUUACUAUUGAAAUAAAUACAAAAAAAAAUAAAUUCCAUUUUAAAAUA
This is a messenger RNA of Megalobrama amblycephala (Wuchang bream), 1888 nucleotides long. RefSeq names its product ELOVL fatty acid elongase 1b (gene elovl1b). Gene Ontology annotation, biological process: fatty acid elongation, saturated fatty acid; very long-chain fatty acid biosynthetic process; sphingolipid biosynthetic process. The transcript is spliced from 11 exons. Gene Ontology annotation, cellular component: endoplasmic reticulum membrane; endoplasmic reticulum. The record is from RefSeq and is a predicted model, not a curated record. NCBI's taxonomy places the organism in Eukaryota, Metazoa, Chordata, Actinopteri, Cypriniformes, Xenocyprididae. Bases 443 to 1369 code for a protein of 308 amino acids. Gene Ontology annotation, molecular function: fatty acid elongase activity.